Anolis carolinensis (green anole) is the source of this 3688-nucleotide messenger RNA. RefSeq names its product zinc finger protein 239. The transcript has 2 exons. The coding region runs from base 221 to 1246 and encodes 341 amino acids. The record is from RefSeq and is a predicted model, not a curated record. NCBI's taxonomy places the organism in Eukaryota, Metazoa, Chordata, Lepidosauria, Squamata, Anolidae.
CAAGUUGGCGCUUUCUAUUGGGGAAACCAAAGAGUUUGAGAAGACGGGACUUCCUGUGGCCAAGGGCUCUGCCGCCAUAGUGAGAGGGAAAAAAAACAAAAAACCAGUGGGCGGGGCUGGGCGCGAGGUCGGCUUUUUCCGGGUUCCAACCGGAGUGAGAACUACCGCUGACUCAACGCAGCUUGAGUGGCAGCUUCGGCGAAGCCCUGCGGGUGACGGGAUGGCAUCUAAGACCUGGGAUCACAUAUGUGUAAAAGAGGAGCCAGAGCAUCUGGAAGUGAAUAUGGAGUUGACAGGAGAAUCAAAAGAGACAGUUUCCCAAAGCCUGAAACAUAAAAGAGAGUGUAAGAGUCAGGAUUCCUUAGAGAAGCAAAAUGAACCUGCUUCUAAUGCAAGGCUAAAGGUAGCCGCUGAAUACAAGGAGCCGGGUUUAAACAGUGUUGACCAAAUUGUUAUCCAGCAGUUGAUCCACAUUGGAAAAAAUAAGAUCUCCUGCAUCAAGCAGGAGGAUGCCUUCUGUCAGAGCGCUGGCCUCAGUAAACCUCAGAUCAUCCAUUUUGGAGAGAAACCAUACUUGUGCAUCAUCUGUAAUAAAACCUUCCGCAACCACUCGGGACUUAUGGUACAUCAGCGAAUCCACACAGGGGAGAAGCCGUAUAAAUGUCCUGAUUGCGAGAAGAGCUUCAACCAGCGAUCGCACCUGACCUCUCACCGUGGGACCCACACAGGGGAGAAGCCCUUCAAGUGCUUUGACUGCGGGAAAAGUUUCAGUUACAACUCGGGGCUCAUCAUCCACCAGCGGAUCCACACAGGGGAAAAGCCGUACAAAUGCAAUGACUGCGAAAAAAGCUUCAGUCAGAAGUCCCACCUGCUUUCUCACCAGAGGACGCAUGUGGGAGAGAAGUCCUUUAAAUGCCUCGACUGCGGAAAGAGUUUCAGCUACAAUUCUGGCCUUGUUAUACAUCAGCGGAUCCACACAGGGGAGAAGCCCUACAAAUGCUCUGACUGCGGGAAGAGCUUCAAUCAGCGGUCGCACCUCAUCUCCCACCAAGGUAUUCAUACAGGAAGGAAGCCCUAUACGUGCAAAGACUGUGGCAAGAGUUUCAGCUUCAACUCUGGGCUUGUGAUCCAUCAACGGCUUCAUACAGGGGAGAAACCUUAUAAAUGCUCCAACUGUGGGAAAAGCUUCAAUCAGAAGUCACAUCUCAUUUCACAUCAGAGGGUUCACAGUGGGCUAAAACCCUAGAAUCAUAGAUCUGGAAGAGAACACAGGGGCCACUCAGUCCAACCCCCUUCUGCCAUGUAGGAAUAUACAGUCAGAGCACUCCUGACAGAUAGUUAUCCAGCCUCUGCUUAAAAGCAUGACUCAGUAGAAAUUAUUUUAUACAGGGGACUAAUUUUAAUUGACAUAAGCAUCAGCCCAUGGAUACAUUGUUUUUUUUAAUAAUAACUUGCAGAUAACAGCACAUUGCUGGUUUUGCUCAACCAGUGUUUUUUUUUAAGCAGUGCACUUGUUUUAGAACAAUAUUUCCCAAAAUCUGGUCCACCGGGUAUUUUGGAUUUCAGCUUCCAGAAUCCCUGGAAGCUGAGGCUUCUGGAAGUUAGAAUCCAAAACACCUGGAGAACUAGAGUUUAGAAAUCACUGUUCUAGAAUUUUAAAAGGAAGUUUUGUUUUGUCUUUAACAUUUGGCGAACUGUAACAAAGAGAAUGACUGUUCACUGCCCCCACCCUCACCCCAAAAAAAUUGCAGACAGAAUAGGUGAAUUCAAGUAUGCAGUUAAGUAUGAACAUUCUUACUGCAAAACUACCAAUAUUGGAGUGACACAUAUAUUCCUUUUUAUGAGGAGGAAGAAACACCCUUGCAGUCAAGGUAUUUAUUUUUAUUCCUUUUUAUCAAGUUUUUGCAGCCUGUUUAAAACAAUAUCUCAAAGUGGUACUCAAAAAGAACAUUUGAAAGCAUUAAAAUAAACCAAGUAAAAAUUAAAAUGUAGAUAAAUUUUAAAAAGAGUACGGCUUCUUAAUUUUUUCUCACUUCUUUUGCACCCAAUAAAUUUUUUACAUGACCCUAGGUAUAUAGGUAUAUAAAAUCGGUAUAAUAUCACACAUUUACUAAUAAUCAGCAUUUUCAAGGUUUGCUAAAGAAGCUGAUUUUCCUUAUGAGGAGUACAGCUAAAGUAUCUUCUGCAGAGCCUGCUGUAAACAGUUCAUGUUGUUGCUAACAGAUUUAUGUAAAUGGAUGGUGUUCAGAAACCUUCUAACAUUGCCAAUUUUUGUGACUCCCAACAUGAAGCUAAGGGGACUCCCAUUUGGGGUCAGAACCCUCAGUUUAAGAAGCAUUGCUUUCUUUAGUACUUUGAAAGUACUUUAAACCUAUUAAAAUUAUUUCACUAAUCCUUACAACUGGAGUGCAAAGUGUGGUCCCCAGAGGGCUACUUCCCAGUUGCAUUCCAGAGGGGUUCCUGGGUUGUUUUGCAUCCAGCGGAAGCCAUUUUUCCAUAGAAAUUGAACCAGAAAUUUGCUUCACUUAUUGUUAGAAAAAGACCUCUCCUCGUCCUAAAAUAUCCUGGAAGGCAAGGCCAUGGUGAAAUUGCUCCACACUCUCACAGGAUCUUUUGGGACAAAAUAUUAAUUCUGACAAUAGAUGACUUUAUUGGGGAGAUAGCCCUUGAUGCCUUCUGGGUGCAGUUUGCUUCUGAGCAUAAUUCAAAGUGCUGGUUAUUACCCUAAAUACUUUCAGAAUUGGUUGUAUCUGAAUGAGGGUUUGCUCUUAUUUGAGUGUACCUGUCCUCUCCAAGCAUCUUGAGAGGCCUUUUCUAUCCUGUUGCCAUAACCCAGGGCAGUGUCUUUUCAGUUGUGUUGCGAAACUUCCUGCACAUUGCAUUUCUGUGGGGAAAAACAUUAUUGCUACCUCUGGUUUGGUAUAUUUGUUGAGUUUGUUUCCAAAACGUAAUCAAAUCCUCCAAAAUUGGAAAAUGAGUUCUAGGUGGCAGCACAUUGUUGACUAGGAGUAGAAUAUUAUGUACAGAUCAAAACUAUCAAAAUGUUUCAAAUCACUUCAGUACAGGGCUUGGCAAAUUGCAUUUUAAGGUAAAUAAAUGCAUACCCUCAGCAUGUUUUUUUAAAAAUCCCUGUAAAAUUUGUUCAGAUGGAUUUAGUAUUGUUUGGAAACAAAGUCCACAUUUCUUCCCUCUACCCUACAGUCAUAUCACCUUAUUUUAUUUAUUUAUUUUUAAACUGGCUUCUGUUUGUUUUUUUUAAAAUUCAAAAUGUAUUUGUUUGGAUAGGGUUUAAUCAUGCUUAGGGUAAACUCACUGAAAUUAGCAAGACAUCAAUUAGCUGGGAGGCAUGGUCUAAAUGUGACUAAUCCUGAACCUAACGUGUCAUUUUGUGGACUGUAUAUUGUGUUAACAGAUAUUCUGAGCUGCUCCAAGGGACCUAUAAGGGGCUGGAAGGCAAGAAAUACACACUUUAAUCAAAUUAUGAUUUCUUAUUUUAAACUAUAUAACAGCUUUACUGACAACAACGUAACUGAAAACAACACUCAUAUACUGAAUAUUGCUGUGUAGUUGCUAUAUAUUACAGUACUGUAAUCCCUAAAUUGGAUUAUUAUAAGUAGACUGUACCUUUGUGUGUUGACAAUUCUUGUAAUGACAUGCCUGCUUGCAAUAAAUGGAGUCUGUGCAAUGA